Scophthalmus maximus (turbot) is the source of this 1462-nucleotide messenger RNA. RefSeq names its product CD2 (cytoplasmic tail) binding protein 2 (gene cd2bp2). Bases 168 to 1307 code for a protein of 379 amino acids. Gene Ontology annotation, cellular component: U5 snRNP. The transcript has 7 exons. Lineage: Eukaryota; Metazoa; Chordata; Actinopteri; Pleuronectiformes; Scophthalmidae. Gene Ontology annotation, molecular function: protein binding. The record is from RefSeq and is a predicted model, not a curated record.
GUUUGGCGACCGUCAAUCCGCAAACAACCAGUGUAAGCAACAGCGAAGAAGAAGAAUAAGAAAAACAAGCGAAGAAGAAACGAAAACGAGAGGUCGCCUGAGUUGUUUUCGCAGCUCGUGUUACGUUGCGUCAGGAGAAAUAGGAGAAGAGUCGCUGCCGUGUCGCCAUGCCGAAAAGGAAAGUGAGGUUUGAGGACGGGGACGGGGAGAUCGAAGUGGAAGAAGAGCUGCCGAGCAAGAAGACUUGUGAAGUCGUCAAUGGACCAGGCUCCAGAUUCAAGGGUAAACAUUCCCUUGAUAGCGAUGAGGAGGAUGAAGGGGAAGACAAAGACACCAGCAAAUAUGACAUUCUGGACACCGAUGAUGUGGACGGGCAAGAGGGAGCAACGAUUGACUAUGACGAGGGAGUUUCUAUUACACCCUUCAACCUGGACGAGGAGAUGCAGGAAGGACACUUCGACUCGGAGGGAAAUUAUUUCGUCAAAAAGGAAGAACAGAUCAGAGACAACUGGCUCGACAACAUUGACUGGGUGAGAGUGAAAGAACAACCUUUCAAGCCAAAAAAGAAAGGUCUUGGAGCCAAGCGUAAACGCAGAGUCGGUGAUGAGGAUGAGGCGGAGGAAGAGAAAAAGAGAGAGGAGCAGCAGGCGGACGGAAAAAACGAGAAAGAGGAGGAGGAGGAGGAGAUGGAGCCUGCCGAGGACCCGCUGGCGUCCUACACUCAGCACCAGCUCACAGAGGCUGUGGUUGAACUGAUGCUUCCCGGGGAGACAGUUGCCAAAGCUCUCCGACGGCUGGGAGGCCUCGGAGGACGAAAAAAGGGAAAGCUGAGGGAAGAGAGUGAACCCACAGAGGAGAAUAAAAGAGAUGCAGAAAAGCUUGAUAAGCUCACAGCGCUGGCUGACAGACUGGUCGGAUCUGGGAUGUUUGAGAUCUAUCAGCAAACCUAUGAAAAACUGGCUUAUCUGAUGAAGAGCAUGGGCAGCAAGAAACCAGCCCUGGGGAAGAAAUCCCGCGGCGAUGAUAAAGAAGAUGAUGAUGAACUUGACAUGUUUGCAGACACGUUUGAUGAGACGCACGGUCGCAAAUCAGAGGAUAAAGAGGAGGAAGUGAGGGACGAGGUGAUGUGGGAGUACAGAUGGGAAAAUGAGGAUAGUUCCGAAGUCUACGGCCCCUUCAACAGUCAGCAGAUGCAGGGUUGGGUGGACGAAGGCUAUUUCAGCAGUGGCGUGUACUGCAGGAAGUUGGACAACGAGGGGUCACAGUGGUACAACUCCAAGAGACUGGACUUUGAACUCUACACAUGAUUCACGUCCAGUAUCAAACGAUCACAACUGUCAUCUCAGUGUCAAUGUUACGCCCUGAAUCUUUUCUGCACGCCUUUCGUCCGGGGCUGUGGUGUCAGAUCUAUUCAUUUACAAUGUUUUUAAAUAAAUUACUCAUGUAUGUGGUGUCACUAUCA